This is a messenger RNA of Symbiodinium sp. CCMP2592, 1473 nucleotides long. The record is from the annotation of a GenBank genome assembly. NCBI's taxonomy places the organism in Eukaryota, Dinophyceae, Suessiales, Symbiodiniaceae.
AUGGCCACAACCCAGGAACAGAUCCAGAUGUUCGGCUACCUGCUGCCGGGCCUGAGCGAGUCCAACAAGAGACCCCCAGCCACGCCGCAACAGCAGAACAACAAGGGAGACGAGUCCGGCAAGGACGGGGGCAAGAGACGACGCACACGCCGAGGACAGGGGGGACAGGGGAGCCGAAACUCGGCCCCAGCAGAGGCGCUGACGAAGGAUGGCGGCAGGCUCCUCAAUCUGAUAUCGCGCAUCCUGCUCCAGCACGAGGACAGCAUCAACGCCGCAAAGAUGGAUCGGGGCUUCACGGUCUUCAUGGCCCAGACGGGGCCGGCAGGACUACUCACCAGCCUCUACAAAGCAAGCAUCGCCUGGAACCAGAUCAAGGACAACGAGCCGGCGAAGAUCACGCAACCGCUACGGAUCACACUGCUAACCCUGAUGAUCGCGGAGCUCAAGGUACGCCUCCAGAAUCUGGAAAAGAAACAGGAAGCCAAGCAACUGGCCAUCAGCGCAGGAUGGCUCGACCAGCAAGACCGGCUUCUGUACCAAAAGUGGGACGCAGAGAAUGCAAAACUGGUACCUCAUCCCACGAUGCCGGGUCUCCUGACGACCGAAGUGAUGCAAACCUUGACGGAGAUCGAGCCGCUCAUCCUGGAAUCCUUGGUGCUGCGUUUCCAUGCGCCGCGAAAGAUCAAGCACACACAGGAGACGGAGAACAAGGCGGUUUUCAAGUUGGAGGUUUCUCUCAGAAGCACAGAAGCGGAUCAACUUUACCAGAGCCUCGCGAAGCUGGAGAACAAUGCAGCAUGGCAGCUCAUAGGAUGCCAGCUCAGAAAGGACGGAAUGCGCCGAUCCAACCCAGUGCAAGAGCUGAUGAAGCUGCUCAGCCAGGGAGGUUCCACCUGCUGGGGUGGGGACAACCACAUGUGCAACACGAUGUGGCUGAGCUUGCAUCACAUCUGCUUCGUGGACGGGGUCUACCAACACCUGCAGCCAAUGCAGGACUCCCGAUUGUUAAUCCUCGAUCCCGACACUGGUCUGCAAACACCGAUCCUACAGGAAACGAUCACCUCCUGGCACGGGGUCAUCGCGGUGCAGGCACUUAUUGAAGCGCCACAAAUGCUGUGGCUCCAAUUGCCGAGGUUUGUGCAAACCGGUGCCCGGGUUCAGAAAGCCAAACAAUCCAUCAGCCUGGAUGUCCAGCACCGUUGCAUCCGUAUACCGGUGUUCGCCUCAACCGAUGCCUCAAGGGAUGAUUCAAUCAAAUGGUGCGACUACCGUGUGAAUGCAGUGAUCUAUCACCUAGGCGCAACAGUCAGUGCAGGGCAUUAUCGCACCAUGCUGUUCCACCCGCAGGCAAACGGGGGCUGGCACACCGAUGACGGAAAGCCAGCUGCUUGGUGCAAAGCCGUGCCGAAACAAGUUGAAAGGAACUGCUACCUGGUGUGUGCGACCAGGCUGGUCAGCAGUGAAGGGCUCUGA